GCGAGAAGUGUACCCCCUGUACUUCUGAAUCUGCGUUGCUCGUUUCUGACAUACGUGCUCAAGUUUGGGUACCUGACGCAGCUCCUCUCGGAUUCUAACUACCUUCCCCUUGCUCUUAGGCUACUCAACCAACAAGACUUCAUUCAAACUGUAACUACCGAGAUCGAUCACAAGGAUAUAUGCUUUCUCAACUUCCGCAAUCUCCACUCCUACUCCAACCCA
Messenger RNA from Tuber aestivum (summer truffle), 222 nucleotides. Lineage: Eukaryota; Fungi; Ascomycota; Pezizomycetes; Pezizales; Tuberaceae. The record is from the annotation of a GenBank genome assembly.